CUAGUGGCCUGGCAUCCUGGCAAUAGCCAUAGACUGUCCUAGAUGAAGAGCUGGAGAGAAGGAUCUGAGGCCUCAUCUGAGCAAGGUGGGUUUGGGCUUCUUGGCUUCUGGUAUCCUUUCUUGCUUUAGAGCUAUAAUCUGAGAAUCUAAGAAGUCAACUAGUCCAUUCUCCUCAUUGUACAGAUGGGGAAACUGAGGCUUAGAGAGGGCAAAUGAUUUGCUUAAGGUGACACGGGUGAUGUUUUUACAAAUAUAUGGAUAUGAUUGAGAAAGUGAGGGGCCAGGAACUGUUUCCUUUUUGUCACUCCAUUGGCAGGACCUAGCAGAGCCUCACACAAUGGGAGCUUAGCCAAUGUUUCUUGAACUGUUGAAUUCCUAGGAUGAUACCAGCUCACAUUGAUACAAGGGCUCUAAGUUGCUCCAAGCAAACUGUGGAAACUGAGGCUAGGCUAAAUUGUGACAUAGCUAGUCAGAGUCAGACCCAGCAUUCAAACUCGGUUUCUCCAAGUCCAAGACCCCCCACCCCCAAGUGGGAGGACCUGGGUCAAAUCCUUGCUCUCCCGGUUUGACCUCGGGGUUAAGUUAGUGGCCCCUCUCGGAAACCCUCCUACCCUCCUUUUUGUUUUUGUCUUUGUCUGAAGAAUGAAUGAGGGGCCUGGAGCAGAGAAUCCCCAAGACGAAGUUAAGGGCGAGGGCUCUCCCUCCGAGCUUGGGCCGGCUCCCACUCCAUGUCCAGAGGGUACCAAGAUGCCCCUUGGUUUUGGGGGGCUGGCGGGGUGGGUGGGAGACUGAGUGGCAGCUCCUGGCAGCCUCUCCUCCCUCCAGCAUUUACUGCUGCAGCCCCGCCCGCCCGAGUCUGCAGUCCUCCCGCAUUUGCCCGAGCUCUCCCUCCUCCCCCCGCCCGCACGUCCACUCUGCGGAUGCCCAUUGGGCUGUGGCGGGCACGUUUGCCUCUGCAUUUCCUGUUGGCAGCAGAGAGUCGGCGGGGGGGUAUAGGGGGGGGGAAAGGAAGCCGCAGUCGCAGCCGGAGCCGGAGCGGGAGGGAGCCAGCUGCGAGCUCUCUGCCCGCAGUGUCCUCCAGCCAGCUCCCCGUGCUCGGGGAAGCCGGAGCCGAGGUCGCUGCCCCGUCCCGACGCGACUGGACCUCCGUCCCUCCCUCCCCCGGCAAGGGCACCGAAGGGCUAGGGGAGGGAGGGGACGGCGGAGAGAGCCCCUGUCCUGCGCUGCCCACCCUAGCCACCUCGCCCUGCGCUGCCCACCUUCCCUGCGCUGCCCACCCUGCCCUGCCCUGCCCUUGGCCGCUCUGCUCCCCAGCCGGCUCCUCUCCCCCUGCGCUGUCCGCAGCAGCACCGAGAGGGAUGCGCGCCGCACUCCUGGUGGCUUUGCUCCUGGGUGGCUUCUGCAGCUGGGAGCUAGCCGUCGGGGAGCCUGGGCCACCAUGCCAGGCUCCGCAGCAGUGGGAAGGACGUCAGGUGCGCUACGAGCACAGCAGCGGCCGCAGCACCCGGGCCCUGCUCACCUACGAUGGACCCCAGCAGCGCAUCCGCCUGCUGGAGGAGAGGAAGGCUCUCAUCCCCUGCAAGAAGUUCUUUGAAUAUAUUUUCCUCUACCAAGAUGGAGUGAUGUUUCAGAUUGACCAAGCCACCCAGCUGUGCUCCAAGAUUGCCUUGACUGACCAAUGGGAUCCUCUGGAUAUCCCCCAAAACUCAACGUUUGAAGACCAGUAUUACAUAGGGGGCCCUCAGGACCAGAUUAUGAUACAGGAGUGGUCAGACAGGAAGGCAGCUCGGAAAUAUGAAACCUGGAUAGGAGUCUAUACUGUCAAAGAUUGCUACCCAGUCCAAGAAACCUACAUCAGGAAUUACAGUGUCACAUUCUCUACUCGCUUCUUUGAUAUCCAGCUUGGCAUUCGUGACCCCUCUGUGUUUACUCCACCAAGCACUUGUGAGAGAGCCCAGACAAGGAUGAUGAGUGAAGCCUGCUGACUGCGGACAUGAGCUGCUCAUAGGCUGAAAAAUCACAGUAACUACUGACCUGUUGGGAAAACUACUGACAUACACAGAAAGUUGAUUAUGGUUCUUUAGGCUAUCAGAGCCUUCAUGGGAUAGUAAAUUCUAGUGUUGCUUGUGUAAAUGCCAUCAGGUAAAUUGUGCCAGCUGUCACUUUUUUUUUCCUAUUUAAAACUCAAAUUGUGUUCCUACAGGUAAACUGGAAUAAAAGGGGAGUAAUUAUGCAGGUAAUUCAUGAUCAGAAAAAAAUCCAUCCCGGCUCAUUUCAGUUAAAAACCACCUGCUGAAUUGGCCUGAAUUACCUGGAUCAUUCAGCUCCUUUUCAUUGUUCUUUUCCUAAGUAGACACAUUUUCAGUGAUGCAUUUGCUGGCUCUUCCUAGAAGUUUCUGGAUAACAUCCUGUGAAUUAGAAAAUGUGCUUAAUUCUGUGCUGACCGUUCUGUUAAAAUGUGCUUGAUUUUUCAGGUUAAAGAGAGAGAGGGAACUGCCUCUCUCAAGUUCGCUUGGCUCAUCAGACAGAUUGCUAGCCUGUCUUUUGUUAUCUUUGUGGUGAUUGGUGGGUUUGCCCAAGAGCUCUGUUGAAUAGCUAAAUGGGAACUGGAACAUGGCAUAUCUCAAACAUCCCAUUUCAUAAUCAUCAAAACCAUUAAACACAUUACAUGCUCAUUGUGCUUUUAUAUUUUCUUGUCAUUCAGGAAGUCGCCGAUCCAUUUUCCCCUGUUGCUUGCCCCUCCCCACGAUGGUUUCCCGUUCACAGAAGUUCAUUCAUUCAUUCAUUUAUUCAUUCGACAAACAUUUAUCAAUCACCACCUCUGUGUCAGGCACUGUGCUUGGUGCUGAGGCCCCAAAAGACAAAAAUGAGGCUGUCUCUGCCCUCAAAAAUCUGGGAGGGAAAAAAAACCUGUGCCCAAAAUGUUCUAUAAAACUCAGCUAGACUGAGAUUUGUCUAUCUUAGGAUAAGUGAGGCCCUCCCCAAGGAUAGGGAAGAGACUAGAUGGCCUUCCACAAGCCUCUAGGGCUUUGAGAUUAUGCUUUUCCAGUAGGAACAGAUUGAUGGCAAUAUCUGGGGCAGGAGAAUCAAAGAUGAAGGAUUCUUGGGCUAGUAAUCCUCUAGUGAGACAUUCCAUUGGAGAGGAGAACUCUGCAGCCAGCGGACUUAGGAGCCAUUGGCUUGUCUAUUUCCCAAUCAGUGUCCCUAAUUAACAACGCCCCGCCCCAACGAAGGUCACACAGAGCAUGUGCACCUAUCCCUUGCCCUCUCCAAACUGACCAAGACAGGGUUUGGGUGGGCUUCCGGCCCCAAUCCGCCUCCGGUGAAGGUCUUGGAAACCGACGUGAUGAAGAGCCCCCUCAGGGGCUGUUGCUGCCACAGAGGAGAUCCCGAAGGGGCCACCUUCUCUGUCUCUGCCUUUGUCGGUGGAGACUCUCCAGGCAUGCCCCUGAGGGCUGGGGAAGGACAGGCCCUUCUGGGCUGCAGGGUCUUCAGACAGGUGGGGAAUAGGUGCCCAUGCUCUGUCCCACUCCUGCUGGGCUAGUCUACAAGGCAGGUCAGUCUCGGGCGACUCUCUGAUAACUUUGCUGUGUCUGCUGUCUUGCCUUCCUCCAGAUGGUGUCUGUCUGUCUGUCGUCUCUCUGUCUGUCUGUCUCCUUCUUCCUGUGAAUAGCAGAUUUUGUAUAUUCCCGGCUUCCCCCAGGGGUAUUUGAGUAAACUCACAUACAGGCAACCAAAGCUACUAAGAAGCAUUUUGGACUCGAAAUGUCCUUAUCACAAGCAGAAAAGGCCCCGGGAAGUCCUUCUGCGCCCAGUAGCGAGGUAAUAAGGCCUCUCUCCUUCCUUCCUCGAGGGGUCACUCAACCUGUCGCACAUGAACAAACUCAUUAACACCAGGAGGGAAAGGGCCAAUAGUGUGAGUGGACAUCUCGAACUUCACUGAGAUAGCGUCUCCUGCCAGGAUUCCCACGCAGCUUCUGCUGCCUUGCUCUGGCUUCUGUCUGCUAAUUCUGCCUCUGGCUCAGCUUUAGCCCCGCUUCUGCCGCUACUGCUAGAGUUGCCGCCGCCGCCGCUGCCGCCGCCGCUUCUGCUAUCGCCGCCGCUUCUGCUAUCGCCGCCGCUUCUGCUAUCGCCGCCGCUUCUUGCUAUCGCCGCCGCUUCUUGCUAUCGCCGCCGCUUCUUCUAUCGCCGCCGCUUCUUGCUAUCGCCGCCGCUUCUUGCUAUCGCCGCCGCUUCUUGCUAUCGCCGCCGCCGCUGUCUCUACCGCCGCUGUCGCUACUGCCACUUGCCGCUACUGCCACUGCCGCUACCGCUGUCGCUACUGCCUCUGCUGCCGCCACUGCUGCUGCUUGCUCCUUCAAGCUUCGCUGCUUCGCCCGCCACUCUCUGCCCUCACUUUCUUCUUGCUCCCAGCAAUCUCUGCUCUCUUCUGAUCAGCACCUCCACCUUGGCCCUGGGCCAACAUAGGAAAGUGAGUCUCUUCUCAGCCCUUUCCGGUUUCUCUUGUCUGUUACAUUGUAUCUCCAGUUAAAGAUUUGACAGUCCCUGCAAACGACGACUGGUGCAUCUUCUGUAGUAGACUUUGGGAAAAGUCAUUCUCCACGUCUGUCUUAUUACAUAUAGCAAAAGAGACACUUAGAUCACACGAGGAAACAUGUGGGACCCCAUCACCCGGCAAAGCUACAUGCCCCCGGCCAAAUGCAGAGGCCAACAUAGGUAUAUACUACAUCUCUUAGAGUUAUAUAGAACAGAUGAAUCGGAAAGGUCGUGAGCACCAAAGCAGACACAAAUGGAGUCCCCUCUGUAUUUAAUCCUUUGGGAUCUCCAACCUAAUGAGAGAGGGACACUGAUCCAACUCACAACACCCGUGUUGAACCCUAGAGUCCCAAACUGCUCUCCAUAAUUGGCUUCUCCUUCAAUCAGAACCAGAGAGCACUGACUUCUCAGGACCAAAUGCCACCUGAAGUCUUUGACCACAUCCUCAAGGGGUCAAACGUUGUCAAGGUCCUAAUGAAUGCCGGGGUUGUGGCUAGCUUGGUCUGGUCCACUCUGCUUCCUUUCUCUCUAUGUAGCUCUUGCUCCUCCUGCUUCUGUUUCCAUUGCUCCUUGCUUCAAGCUUCCUUCCAUGCAGAAGAAACUAAGCUUUUUCAACCUUUCAUUCUAUUAGAAUUUGUGCUGGGUGAUAUCUCCAUGCUGCAGUCUCACACACAGCCUUCUGGGAAAUAGAAUCCUGAAAAUUUCCCCCCAAUGAUUGAAGCACUGUGGGAACUGCAGUCCAUGAAUACAUUCUGUACAGUUAAGGAAAAAGUCAAUCUGGAGGGCCUGCCGAUCACAUGGACCCACAUGUGCAAUCCUUUAGCAGAUAACAUAAUUUCAGGAGAUUCUCCAAAAUGUAUAUAGACAUAUCAUGCAUUCCAUUGAUACUAGUUUCAUAUCAUACACUGGGCACACAGAAAUAUCUAUUGUAUAUAUUGCAAAGCUACAUGAUGUACACUAAAUAUGUAGGUAUCCUAUUACACGCAUUCCACGAAUGGAUGUUCUCUCUCUCUCUCUCUCUCUCUCUCUCUCUCUCUCUCUCUCUCUCUCUCUCUCUCUCUCUCUCUCUCUCUCUCUCUUUCCACCUGUUGCAUCCUAAAUCACCCCAAACCCUAAACUUGGUGUCCUGGUACUGCUCUGGGAAUCUGCUUCCUUAAUUUUUUUAAUUCCAAUCUUAUUAAAUACCAAAUAAAAUGAGCAUUCUAUAUACAAAGUAGAACAGAGAAAGAGGAUUGUACACGAAACUGGAAUCUUUCAAGUAAAGCUUUUUUUAAAAAAAAGGGUGAGUGUGUGUGUGUGUGUGUGUGUGUGUGUGUGUGUGUGCUCCUAUAUAUUCUGCACCCUUGUUAUUUUAAGACUUGCUGACCUACAGUCCCAGUUCUGACAUCCUGGAUUGUUCAGGCUAAUCAUUGCCAUCUCCAGGGCUCAACCCCAUGACCCCUUGGGGUCUCUUCAGGGGGAAUAUUGGGCAGGAAAGGGGCAGCUCCUGGAUCCAGCCCUUCCUCUAUGUUUAGGCAGAGAUGCCCCCUUGUUCUUGGCAAGCCCUCAUCUUGGCAGGCUUUGCAAACUCUCAAGAGGUUGCUAACAUGCAAUUUCUCUUUUUAAUUGGCCCCUGGGUUCUCUCCCAAUGUGUUACUAUCUGACCCCACGUAUUGAUUUGCAGCUGCUGGCUACCAUACCCUUCUCAAAAGACCUUGGUAGCCCCUCCAUUAUUUUUGGUCUCCAGAUAAUCAGGACAGCUCCCCUAUAGAUAAGGAGUUGUAGUGCAUGGUUAUUUUUAUUAUUGGACUUUCAUGUGCUACAAAGCUAUUUUGUAGCUUUACAUUGACCUGUGUUUGGUUUAGGGUCGCUCUUAGCCAGUUCACUCUCUUGUGUUUUUUUCUGGACAUCAAGAUCCCUUUUACUGACAGUGAACUGGAGCCUCAUAUUCAUAUUUGCCCCUCUUUGAGAAUUUCUCAGCUGAGUUCAGAGCUAUUCAUUAGUCUCUGGUAACCAAUUUCCCUAAUGCCUCCUUGAUGAACUUGCUGUCAAAUGUUGACUUAGUCAGAACAGAUCCUGGCUGGGAAGCCAUACAUUCCUACAACAUGUUGGCAACUGUAGGAGAUAUCUGGUUUCAGUGUACAGUGACUAAAAUGGUUUGUCAUCACCAGAAUGUUGCUCAUGUUCUACCUACCUCUUUUCAAAGAUAAAACGUCUAUACGCACAAACUCCAAAGACUGGCUAGUUCAUAUAUUCUCCAGAUAAGCAGUACAAGGAAGAUUCAUUUUCCUUUGAACAUAUUUAAAAAAUACAUCCUAAACAUAUCUCUCUCUGUCUGGGGCCAGCAGAAUCAAAUUUGUACCAAUUUCACAGUUCUCUUUUGACCCGGAUGUCCAAAAGCAUCAUUUAGGACUUUCAUGGCCAUGGAGUACUAUGUCAUGGGUAGCACCAACUGCUUUCUUGUCCUUUGUAAUGAUGCAUCACUAAUUUACUCCAGUGCUUCACUUGCAAUACCAGAAUGUCUCCAGGAGAGGUAGUUUGAGUCCCUUGGGUUCAAACUGCCCAUUUUUUGUUUAGAUGGUUAGAACUUCUUUAUAAAGAAGCUGAAGAAAGAGAAGAUAUGAUUGGUCAACACCAGUAACAAGUGGUCUGCUCCCAUUGUCUGGCCCCUCUUUUCUUCCCCUCACCUUCACCAUGUGUGUGUUCAAUCUUCCUUCAGCCAGUUCAAAUAAGAAAGAAGCUCAUGAGAUACCUGCUUCUCACAUCCUUUUCUCCAUGUUUGUAUACAUGUCUUCUUUAACAGUCCAAUUAUGAGAAAAAGUAAGUUUCUGCUCAUAUCUUACCGAGUGUAUUCCUUCUCCUGCCUUUCUUUUCUCUUUUAAAACAAACACAAAAUAGAACAAAACCACUUUCAUGCACUGUGAUUGUGUUUCUUAAUCCUCUCUGACACUGGAAGGCAGUGGGGUUUCUUAAAGGACAUGAUUCUUCUCCCCCUAUUAGAAUAUAAGUACUUCAUCAUUAUUUAGUUCCUUCCAGUUGCUUAAAGGUAUUUACCUUUUUAGGUCCUCUUGACUCCUAUGCUUGUGUCCCAAGGUUUCUACUUGUAUCUUUUACUUUUUCAUCCAGAAUGUUUGAGGGGCAGCUAGGUGUCAUGGUGGUUAGAGCAAUGGGCUUUCAAUAAGGAAGACUCAUCUUUAUGAGUUAAAAUCUGGCCUCACUUACUAGCUAUGUGACCCUGGGUGAGUCAUUUAAUCUGAUUUGCCUAAAAAUAAUGCUUGAAAAAGUUCUCUAUCCUAUUAAAGGCCCAUUUCCCCUCCCUCCUUCCUUUAAAGCUAUACAGAAUUCAAGCUUGUAGAAGAAGUUAUUAUUGGUUGUAAUUCUUCAUAUUUUACCUUUUGGAAGAUCAUAUUUCAAGAUCUCUCCUUCAUGUAGUGACACAUAGUCUUACGAGAUCGUGAAUGUAGUUCUUUGAAACUCAAAUUCAAGUUUCUUGUAGUAGUUUUUCAUUGACCUGUAUGUUCUGGUCUUUGACUAUUGCAUUCCUGUCUAUUUUUAAUUGGAGGUUACUUUCAGGACAUGACUGGUAUAUUCUUUCAAUUUUUAUUUUUCCCUAUAGGUCCAAUAGAUCUGGGCAGUUUUAUGAUUUCUUGAAAUAUGAUACUUAUGAUUUUUGUUUGGUGAUAGUUUUCAGUAAAUCCAAUGAUUCUCAAGUUAUUCUUCACCUAUUUUAGUUGUUUUUUUAAAUAGCACUUUAUAUUAUAUUUUGAAAGUCUUUUCACUUUGUUCUGAUAUUUCUUGCUGUUUCCUGGAGUCACUGAGUUUUGUUUGCUCCAUUCUACUACUUGGAUAAAGCUUUGUAUUUUUUACACUAACUCUGUUAGGUAGCAUCUAACUUAGCAUUAUCCCAAUAUAGAUAAGAGAAUUCUCAUCUAUAUAAACCUUGAAAUUUAAUUCUACACAUGUAAUCUUGGAGCCUUUCUCCUCAAAACUGAAAACUCCAAUUUUUGGAUAUGAUAAUAUAAGUCUGUGAAUCCCUGAAUGGAAAAUGUAAUAGAUCUGGACACUCUCCUCCUUCUGGUGGAUAACUACUAGCAUCAGUGUGAAAAAUAAAAAUUUUGCUUGAAUCUGCAAAAGCCAGGACUGGCAGUGCAUUCACAAGGCAGCUGACCAUAUCCCAAUGAUAUCCUAAUAGUGUCUGAGGGAUUAGAUCCCACUCCCCAAUCUCCUCUUUUUACCUUUGGAAAUACAAAGUAACUCUUCCUAAUAUGUAUCCCCUUCAGUUUUAGCUUAUUUAAUCAAAUCUAGCAUGCAUGUAUUUAUUAUCUGCUUUGUGCUAGGCACCGAGGAUAAAAAGAAAAAAUGAAAUGGAAACAUCAUAGGACUAAAGAGCACUGACUCUUUGGUAAAGAAUGAGCACUCCUUGUUGAAGCUCUCACAGUUAUCAUUAGGAUCUAGAGUUCAGGUCACCAUUAGUUAUUGGGUUUUUUUUCCCUGAAACCCUUUUCUUUUCCCUUUUUGCCCCAGUCUCUGAUGGUUGAAGCAGUCUCAGACGAGACCUUCACAGUGCCCUUUAAAUGUUAGAGGCACAGAAACUUCUUACCCAGCCAGUCUGAAUUAAGUGAUACCAUUAUACCACAGGCUCAUACACAUCUUUCUGGGAGAUGUGGUCCAGAGAUUUCUAAAAAUGCUAACAAUAAUAAAUUUCUAAUAACAAUAAUAAAAAUCUACAAGAUUUGUGUGCUCCCAGUCAUUGUGGGAAAUGAAGUUCAUGACAAUAUUUUUUAUAUUUCUCCCCUUCAAGUACCCCUUCUCAAUCCCAUAAAAAAAGAAAAUUGUGCAGCUCCUGAAAACUACAAGUUUGUUAAGAUUUUUAGCUACUCUCCUAAACAAUCAGUUUUCUUUCUGAGUUUUUCAUUAAGAGUUCUAAUUUUGGGGGCAGCUAGGUAGCUCAGUGGAUUGAGAGUCAGACCCAGAGAUGGGAGGUCCUGGGUUCCAGUCUGGCCUCAGACACUUCCUAGCUGUGUGACCCUGGGCAAGUCACUUAACUCCCAUUGCCUAGCCCUUACCACUCUUCUGCCUUGGAACCAAUGCAAAGUAUUGACUCUAAGAUGGAAGGUAAGGAUUAAAAAAAAGUUUUAAUUUCUUUCAGGUAUUUCUUAGGAUAUCCAACUUUCCCAUAGAUUCUUAUGAUUAUUUCAUGGUUUUCUUUUCUUUUCUUUUUUUGGUGGUGUCUGAUUAUAGUUCCUACAAAAAUUAUUCUCUUCAUUGAGUUUGAUCUGGUGGUUUUCUUAUUUCACACUAUUUCUUUUUUGCAUUAGGUGCUCUAAUACGCUCUUUUCCUUAGUUUCUAUGCUGAUCUCUCCUUCUCAGUCCGUUGUCAAGGAUGCUUCCUUGUGAUAAUUUCUUUAUGUUUCCUUGUUCUGAUCUUUCCAAAAAGCUUAUUUGACCCAUUUCUUGGUGUUUGCUGAGCUCACUGGAUGGUGAGCUCACAUUAAGGUUGUCACUCAGCUUUCUCGAUUGUUAAACUUUCUUCGUUCAUCUUUUAGCCUCGUGUUCUUGUAAGAUUUUUGGAAGUUGCAGUGCAGUCUUAGAUCUUUUCUCUCACUUUAUUUCUUCUGACAUUUAUUAGUUUUUUGGACCAAGUAAUUUCCCCUCUGACACUUAGCUUACAUGUCCUUAUUGAGAGUUGCAUCUCACCACCCGUAUGAGUGCUUGUUAAUGGAUGGAUGGAAUUUGUGAUCUUGGAUGUCUCAUUCAGUGUUACAGCCUGGACUUCUCAUAAGCAGUCUCUGAGUGGACUCUGGCCUCAGCCCUAUUUUCUCCUUAUGGAAUCACCAACAUGGAGUAGACUUUGUCUCAUGCUGUGGCCUCGAUGGCUCCGGACCAGUUAGCAAGGAUUAUGCUGGCUGCAGCCUCUUAGACAACCUUCUAGACCCUGUUUGCCACCAUCACCUCGAUGCCCUUUUGUGGUUACUAAAUAUUGAAGCCUUCAUUGAUUUUGGUGCCUCCAAGAAGGGUCCUGGACAUCUCUGUAUUGUUUCCAAUUUCUUGAGGCAGUUAAGUGGUGUAUUGGAUAGUGUGCUGGACCAGGAGUCAGAAUGAUCUGAGUUCAAUCUUGCCCCAGAUAUAGUAGUAUCUGAGACAAAUCUGUGGACAAAUCAUUUACUCUUUCUCAGUCUCAGUUUUCUCAUCUCUAAAAUGGGGACAAUGUCACCUAUCUCCCAGGAUUAUUGUGAGAAUCAAAUGAAAUAUCACAUGAAAUAUGCUUUUCAAACUUUAAAAAUUCUCUUUUUCUCUGUUAGUUGUUGACAUCAUGACUUGUUAUUUGAUCCUAAGGUAUGGCUGCUGAAUUUUGGAGAUUGCACUGAUGUCAGGCCUCUGGGAGGGCCCUUCAGUGCCAGAUGCCUAGGCACCUCUGCCCCCCUUCUCUCUACUUGGGCAGACCCUUACCAGGAGCUCCCUUAACAGUUUUUCUCCUGCUGUGCCUCCUAAAGGCUGGGUCCCCAAUCCCACUGGCUCCAGGCCCCAGUAGGCCUGCCCUCCCCUAGAGUCACAACAGGCUUCUGGCUGGCUUCUUGUGCAAUCCUGGACUGGAUAGAAGAGCAAGUAGGUGUUUCUUUUUGGUUUUAUCCAUCCUUGCUUCCGUGGGCACACUUUUGUUUUUUUCAAGGAACUUCGCUUGACCAUAACAAUUUUUUUUCAUAACCAUUUUUACUUAAAGUCCACUUUCUUACCAGAACACAGUUCCUCUCUGAUCCUGCUUGUGCUGGAGCAGAGCUUGCUGAUGGGACCCUGUUCUCUUCUGGGGCUUUCAGUCCCUUGCCUAGAUCCCUGGGGCUGAAAUCUACUCCUGGUCACCAUUUUGGCAUGGAAGUUUAGAUGAAGACAAGGUUUCAAGAAGGAAUGAUAGACAGUACAGGCUGGAGACAGUUUGAGAUGGGAGGGAGACUGCUGUCCCUUUUUGAAAGACCGAGGAGCCUCUUGGUUCUUAAGGCAUGACAAGUGCCACUACAUUGCAUGCAGUAUCCAGAGGAGUGUGCCACGGACCCUUGGUCCAGGGCAGUUUGGAUAGCCCAUGGAUAGCAUCAUCCUUUCCUCUUUAGUCUGUGGUGAUUGCUUUAUGGAUAGUGCUUGGAUUUCCCCAUUUGGGGUCAUUUUGUUAUCUUGUUUGGUGUGUUUCUUACUGAUGGGAUAUGAUUUGGGGACCUGGAGUCAGACACAAUCUCCCUCACAAUGAUUUUGCUGGAUUUCCACCAGCUGCUUCUCCCUGAUCUACUCUAAGUAGCAGGAAUUCCCCAAGUCCCUUGGGGCAUGUGUUCCCCCAGCAAAAGACAGGAGCUCUCUUUUCCUUAACUUCCUCCCCUGUGGGAGUACAGACAGUCCAGAUCAGACAGCCUUUCCAGCAGAUGGCUGGGCUGCCUUCUCUUUGUAUAUAUCCAGUGCCUAGCUUUGUGCUUGGCAUAUCACAGGGACAUUGUAAAGGUUUGUUCACUCAAAAGGUUUGUUUACUUUUUGUCAUUGUGUCCCUAGUAUAUAACAGACCCCUAAUGAAUGCUUGUGGAUGGAUGGAUGGAUGAAUGGAUGGAAUUUGUGCUCUUAGCUGUCUUACUCAAUGUUCAAUAAUUUGUGUAUAUCUGAAUCUUUCUAUCCCUAUUCUGAUCCACUACGGGCACAGUGGGAAAGGCUGGGGGAUUGUGGGACUUCACAAUGAUGCUUUGAGCUAACAAUUUUUUGAUGGGCUUCCCAAGGUCCUCUGUCUCAGAAAGUGGUUUCCCUAGGAACACUUUGGCAAAUGCUGGCAGUGGUUGAGGCAGAUUAUAAUUUUGUUCCUUGGGUACAUUCUGUUCUUCACAUGGGGAAAUCUGGUAUCCUAACCCUGGUUUUCUUCCCCCAAAGUCCCUUCUCUUCCUUUGCAGGAAUUAGGCUUCUCUGGAUCAGUCCCAAGCCUGGGGGUUCAGGGAACUUUGAGUGCCUGUGAUCAGCAAAAGAUCUUUUAUACAAGAGGUAUGACCUGCCCAGAGGGGGGUUCAGGUUCCAAUCCAACAGUGCCAACGCUUUACACAGAGCCUGACACUGUACCAAAUGAACACUAAAAUUCCAAGUAUCUUAACUGGGUCUGGACAUACUGAAGCCACAGUGUUCACCUUUGCCCCAACACCCACAAAUUCCCUGGCUGACUCCAAAGUGACAUAUGGAUAGUCUUCCUCACUUCCUCCACAACAUCCUGGCCCUGGGAGAGGCCAUAGAGGCCUACGCCUUUGGCUUUUUUGUAACUCUAGGUAGAAAUACAACUUUUAUCUCUAGCCCCUUGUCAAUCUUCUGUGAUUUGGAGCCCUCUGCAGCCACUGAUUACCACUCUCUGCAGCCAUCUCUCCAACCUAGGUCAAAGCCAGAGAGCUUCUAUUACUCUUGGGAGAGAGGUAGGAGUUUUAUGUUGCUGUCAUCUGUGCCCUCAGUGCCAAUGCAUUAGCUAUUAAUUGGCUCUCUAACACCAAUGUUGUAACACUGUUACCUUAGGGCAAAGGCUCUCUAGUAAUCUCUUUGGCUUGCUUUUCCCUGAAAUUCCUGUGCUUUAUUCUAGCCAGGUAGCAAAGAUCGGCCAGCCUGGUAAGCAAGCCCCCAGAUAUCACCUUAAUUGUACCUAGUGGGCCUCCCUUGAGUGAUGGCUACCCUAUGGGCUGAAGCCCUGCCUCUGUUGGCACUGGUUCAGUGGUCAAAUAUUAGAGCACCUCACUUGCAAACAGUCACUUUCCAUAUGCCACAGUCCAUUCUGUUUUUUCUGUGAUCAGCAACUCCUGGCUCAAAGUGGAGAGCUUAGUAACAAGGCUCCACUAUUUCCCUUUUUGUAUAGUUCUUUGGCAACCUGGGAAGGCCUCAUGCUUUGAGGCAGCUCAGUCUUUUUUUUUUCAGGUAGAACAACCACACACAGAAGAUUCCACACUGCUAUGAAAAGUAGCUUCAGUUGGGAUCUAAUCCCCGUCUAUCUACCAGUGGCAUCUUCACACAACUCAACAGUCAUGUGGCCAUUCACGUGGCCAUUCACCUCAGUCCAUAAGUGUACAAUUGCUCUAGAUUCAGGCCUGCCUAGACCCUUGAACACCAUCUUCUAAGACAAAUUUGUAUUAGUAGUGAAGGAAAUCUAUGCCCUGAGCAACCACCAGAAAACAUCUUCAGCAUAUCAGAAAACAGAAAAAGCCAAGGGAGCCAAGGAAGCUGUCCAUCCCCCAAGCCCCAAGCAUCAACGAGUCCUUGACAAGUUUCACAAAAUAUCUAACUCAUGGCUUCCAGGACCCUGAGUUGAUCUUGGGGACAUCAGGUCUAGACUAGAUCAGCCACCUGUGAGGCUCCCUUUAUGGGCCAGGCACCACGCUAGGUCCUGGGGAUACAAUGAAAUACGAGGUUCAUGGGACUCAGGUUUCACCCCCAUCCACAUUGGAUCUCUCCUUCCCUGUCUCCUGGACUCUUCUUUGCAUUUGCUUUCCUUUGCUCUUGCUCUCCUGCUGCUUUCCGCAGAACAUCUACAUUUAGCUUGUAUCUUGCUCUCCCCAUAGGGGUGUUCAAGCCAGUUUACUACUUGGCAACUAAGGCUACCAAUGUGUAUUUCGAACUUUUGGGACCAGACCCAAGAAUUCAUUGACCGAUUUCUGGGGAGGUUGUUCCCCUCCCCAAGGCACACUGACCCCUGCUCUAGAACUCCGAGUUUGAGAAAUCUGCCUGGGGUUACUUAGACCUUCUCUGAUUAGCUCAAUUGAGGUCCUUGGGUGACCGAGGCAGGAGUCAAGUGCAGAUUUCCCUGCCUCCAAGGCUGAUGCUCCACCCAGGAUGCCUCGAGCCUUUUUGAACAUAAAGCAGAUUUGUUAUAAGCAUGUAAAGAGAUAAAGGUAAUCCUCUCCAAAUCCAGAAGAAGAUGAGCAGAGCCAAUGGCCUCCCUUCCUCUCAAAUCUGCAGAAAUAACCUCUGGGCCCCCACUGGGGAAGACUCAGACAUGUGAUUGGAGAAGGAGAACCUCAGUGAAGAACCCAGUCAGUCCCGUCUCUCUGCUUGUCUCCCCUGUAGUUCCUGCCCCUUGCAUUAACUUCUGUGUGCCCAUAUCUGUCCGAGCUCCCACUCUGCUUGCUUCUGCUACUGCUUCUGCUUCUGCUUCUAUUUCUGCUUCUGCUGCUGCUUCUGCCGCUGCUUCUGCUUCUGCUUUUCUGCUUCUGCUUCUGCUUUUGCCGCUGCUUCUGCCGCUGCUUUUGCCGCUGCUUCUGCCGCUGCUUCUGCUUCUGCUUCUGCUUCUGCCACUGCUUCUGCCACUGCUUCUGCUUCUGCCGCUGCUUUUGCCGCUGCUUCUGCCGCUGCUUCUGCCACUGCUUCUGCCACUGCUUCUGCUUCUGCCGCUGCUUUUGCCGCUGCUUCUGCCACUGCUUCUGCUUGCUGCCAUAAUUGUGGAUGCUUCUGUCCUCCUCCUUCUCCUCCUCCUCCUCCUCCUCCUCCUCCUCCUCCUCCUCCUCCUCCUCCUCCUCCUCCUCCUCCUCCUUCUCCUCCUCUUCUUUCAUCUCUUGCUUGUUCCUAGUCAUCUCUGCUUUUCUCUAAACAGUGCCUAUUCUGUGGUACCAAGGAAUUAUUGGAAAGAUAAUUUUUCUCCAGCUCCUUUCCUUCCCCUCUGUGCAAGUCCAUUAGCCUUCUGUAGUCAGGGUGGUGUAGUCUUAGCAUGAAUGGAAUGAAAGCCAGGAGCCAUGGCUCUUGCCCUGGACCUCCUCCUAAAGAGCAGGAACGGCAAAUCCUUUACCUUUUGGGGUCUCAUUUGUUUUCCAUCUGUAAGAUGACGUGAGUUGGAUGAUGAGUUUUCUUAGGUCUCAUUCAGCUCUAAAAUGCUAUGUUUUUUGUCCUGGCAAUAAUCUCUUUCAUUGAACCACAGAAAAGAGCUUUGGACAGUGGAAGAGAAUUGUAUGGGAAAGGAAACUUCAAAGACAUGUUGAUUCCAUUUCGUCCUUUUGGGCUGUUGUUCUUUAACUUGAUUCCAAUCCGGGAUUUCAGGCAAAGAAGUCCCAAGUACGCAAACUCUUCCCACCAUUUUGGUUGUGGAUGGGCAACUUAUUUGCAAUGUAUAGAUUCUGAGUGUUGCCUAAAGGCACUGUUGCCCUUGAUCAUAUAGCUAAUGGCUGUUGAUGUAUUUUAUUUCAGUAAAAACUCUUAUAUUUAGAGCUGGAAGGGACCUUAGAGCUCAUCUCAUCCAGUCCCCUCAUUUGACCAAUGAGGAAAAUUGAGACCUAAAGAAAUUCAAUGACUUGCUUGAGAUUGGAUUGAGAAAAUGAUAAAGUCUGGAUUGGCUUCUGACUACACCUCCUGCACCCUAGCCACAAUACCUUGUACCAUCUUGCAUUGUAGAGAGUUAAUAGUUUUCUUUUUUAAAAAGCAAAGAUGAUUUACUUUCAGCCUAAGGAAAGAAGAAUUCUUUUCCCCAAAGAGUAAAAUAUUUUUUGGAGAUGACCAAAAUGCAUCUAAGCCUGACAGCCCAGACAGUGAAAAUCCAAUGAGGAUAGAAAACAGGCAUUGUGAUUACCUCUUGCCUGGCAGCUCCCACCUCACUGGGAAAGGUUGUAUCAGAGAGAAUUUUAACAAUCAGAUGGUGGCCUCUUGAAAGUCGAUUUUGCUCUCUGAUCCAUUGUAUAAGAAAGUGAAAGCAGCUCAGUCUACUGAGGCUGUCGCUUGACUGGGGCAAUCAGGUAGGAUAUAGAAAGUAAUGAGCUUUCCCCUUUAAAAAAAAACAUAAGUAAAAUGCAAAUUAUACUGAAUAUGUGCAGAUACUCCCUGCCUACUUUGAGUCAACAGCAAGGGAGCUUUGGGGCUGACUUCUUGCCAAGUAGGACUUGGGGCUAAUGGCUCACCAGAAGAGCUGACACCCAAGUGGAUGUACAAAAGGGAUCAACCCAUUGCUGCUGACUUUUCUUCCAGAAAAACAAAAACAAAAAACAAAAAAAAAAACAAAAAACAAAAAAACCUCCAACAAUGGCAGAAGCCCAAGUUCAGUUGAUUUCUGGGACAGUAUCUGUUUAAGUCUCUUUUCUUCAUAGCAACAUAGGUAUCACAUGAUCCGUCCCCCCUCUAUCCUACAACCCUCCUACCCAAAUGCUCUUAUAUAUAACUACUUUGUAUUUAAUUCAUAUGUACUCUCUCCAUAUGUAUCCUGUAUAUACUUAUAUAUAUGUACAUAUAUGUAUGUGAUGUCUCCCUCAUUAGAAUGCAAGCUCCUUGCAACUAGAGGUUGUUUCAUGUUUUGGUCCUUAUAUUCUCAGUGUCUGGCACAUAGUAGACACUUUCCUAAAUGCUUGAUGAUCUGCUGAUUGACCCAUGUGCACAAACAUUGAAGAAGGGGUUUCUGGGAGCAGAGUUUUAUGAAAUGGGAAGGGUUAGUCUUGUUCAUUGCAUUCUUUCCUAAGCCCCAGCCUUCUUCUCCAAAGGCAAAUCUCUUGAUUAGGUGGUGUUCACCCAGGGUGGGACUGGGAUUGGAGAUGGCUAACCAUGUUGGGUAGUAGACUAGGAAAACAGAGAGCUGGGCCCAGGUUACCUAGUGAAUCAUAGUCCAAACUUGAAGCGAACCAAGGAAGAAGGUGGGCACUGGUGCUGGAAUUUGAAGGACUCCAGGAGCUGGGGUUGGGAGAUUGUUUCUGGCAGCCAGAAGGAAAGAAGGACCAGGUAGGGCAACUGGCUAAUCUUGGAUUGUAAAAUCCCUUUGGAGACCCAUUGUAAUCUAUGAAGACCCAAGAAACUGGGAUUCUUUAAUUCUCUGACAGAAUCUUCUGGGUCUCCCCCUCCCCUCCCACCAUGCAUCUCACAUAUCUCCUCUAGUGUCUAAAAUGACUCAGUCUCAUUAAAGUUCAAAUAAAUGAAAAUCCAUCCUUUCUUCAAGUGACCUCAGUUUCCUUACACAUAAAAGGAGAAAGUUGGAGUAGGUACUCUCAGAGGUUCCUUCUGGCUAGAGAGUUAAGUCCUGGGAUCCUGUGAACAUUUCAUGGGACCCAGGAUGACCAUUAGAGUGUUCUAGGAAGUAGGAAUGAUUCAGAAUGGAAACAAAAGGCAAAUUGUGCCCAAGUUUGGCCCUGCUGAUCACCUCCUUCAAGAGAGUCAAUAGGAAGUUGAACAUUCUUUAGGGAAAUGGGAUAUAAGAGUGAAGAGAAUUCUAUAGUCUCACCUCUCCCACAGUUCUGCCCCAGAGAGCCUAGAGGUGAAGCAGCCUUCUCUGGGCAUAGCAACACUGGAGUGGGGACCUCAGAAGCCGUUCAGUCAAACUUGGGUGAAAUGCGAAUCCUCUUUGCAACACUUCUGAUAAGUGGUCGGUCAUCUACUCUCUGUUAAGAGAUUUAAAGGGAUGGGGAGCUCACUACAUCCUGAGACAGUCCGUUGUGCCUUUGAAGGGUUCUAUUUCUUUUAGAAGACUUUCCUUACCCUGAGCCAAGAUAUGCUUUCCUAGGGUUGGACCUAUUGGUCCUACUUCUGGUCUUCGGUGACAGCUAGAUUGAAGUAGUAGCAAGUCUGAUUCCUUGUCCACAGGAGCCCCGUCCCCUCCCUCAAACUUGCUCCCCACUGAAAGGCCAAAUUUUUUGUCACUGUGAGUGGUCUUCCCUCCAGAGACCUGAAUUCAUCUCCUCUCCCAAGUCUAUAUCUCAAACCUGCUCUCUGACCUUAUAUAUCCCUCACCUAGCAAGCUGGUUCCUAGAGAUAUAGGAAAGAUCUUGGAUAAGGCUUGGAGGGAUGAACGUGGGCUAACUGAGUGUGACAAAUAAAAUGUCUUGACCAUCUCUCCUUCCUGUGCUGUCAAAUGGAAUGAGAGGUGAAGAGGGUGGGAGUGUAUUACCUCUCAGUGAAAUGAUCUGGGAAUAAACUCAUGCCUCAAUUUAUAAGAAAGUUGCAUUCCAUGAGCAUCAUGCCUUAUUAUCAGAAACUUCUCCCCUAGAAAUAGAAAUGAUGUGGCUCUCAGUCCCCACCUCUGGACUCCUCUAGACAGUCUUGUUGGAGUCUGCAGGUGAACACAUGUGGGUUCAAAUCUCAAAGCUAACAAGAACACAUGUGUGACUUUGGGCAAGUGACUUGACCUCCUUUGGCCUCAAUUUCCUCAUCUGUACAAUGAGUGAAGUUAGACUAGAUGGCCUCUGAGGUCCCUUCCAGCUUUUGAUCUGUGAACCUCCAUCCCCAACUUGGCUCUCGAAGAGAUGGAGGAGUUCAGUCCUCUAUCCCUCAGGGGCCUCUUGAAUCCAGUUGCAUCACAGUAUCCUCUUUCACCUCCUCUACUGUCUCCUAUCCCCUACCUCCCACCAACUGGGACUUUCUCCCUGUCUAGAGAAUAUGUUGGUAGAGGCUUUGCUGUGCAUGCAUAUAAUUCCUUGUUGGUUUUCUCUGUUCGUUCUCAUAAACCAACAGAAUUUUAGAGAUAAAAAAGACUUUCUCCUUUAGCUUUGCAGGAGAAGUCUUUCCCUCUUCAGCAAGGAUAAACCAGAGAAUUGCCUUGACAUGUGCACAAAGUACCUUGUUAAUCUGGGAGUCAUUUUAAAAAAAAAAUCUGAAGACAAAUCAAAAAGCUAUCCAUCCAUCCAUCCAUCCAUCCAUCCAUCCAUCCAUCCAUCCAUCCAUCCAUCCAUUCAACAAUGUACAUGGUGAUAUGAUUGGACAAGUCCAAAGAUUUGAGAUGGUGAUUCCAGGACAAGCAACAAUCUCUGCCUUUGGUUUUUCAUGUGUUUGGGGUUUUCAUUGCAGAGGGAAAAGGAAGUAAUGACUAGUGUGCUGGAAUUGGAGUUUCAAAACUGAUGUCAAAUCCCAUCUCUGACCCUUUCUGGUUGUGUGACCCUGGGAAAGUCACUUAACUUCUCUGAGCCUUGGCAUCCUUAUUUGGAAAAACAGAUAGUAACAAUAACUACCUCCCAGGGUUGUUGUGAGGUUCAAAUGAGAUAAUGAUUGCAGAGCACUUGGCAAACGUUAAAGUGCUAUAGAAAUGCCAAUUAUUAUUCAUUUUGUUGAGCAAGAGUUCUGAUUGGUAAACAUAUUGAUUGGUCCCAUGUUAUCCCCUGAUUAAGGCAUGCUCAGUCCAAUUCUCUACUGCUCCAAGGAUUGCCUCUUGACUGUGUUAAGCAUAUCUGCAUGGAUGUUCAUCUUUCUAAUGGGCUCCCUUGCACAAGUUGCUUUUUAGGGUCUGAGUUUGGUCUCUGUUUCUUGCUAGCUGGCUGGCUAGCUUGGGCAAACCUUUGGGAGCCUUAGUUUGUGCUGUCAGACAGGGAUAUUCACAUUUGUGUAGUGGGUUGAUCAGGGGAGCUGCCUUGAGAAUUUAAUGAAGUUGCCCAUUGGCCCCUCUUUGAGAGGAUUGAAGACAUCUCCUGUGUGAGGAUCCUGGAGCAGGGUGGAAUGCGAGAGCUGGGACUCCCUUUCCUAGGGAAGUGCCCUUCUCCAUGACCUUGACCAGGGAAUGCCUUUGAUCAGCCCUCCAUACUUGCACUACCUACCUCACAGGGUUGUUGUGAGGGUCCAAUGAGGAUGGAUGCCAAGUACUUUGUGAACCCUCAAGCAUCAUCUAAAUGCCAGCCAACACCAUGAUCUCUGCACACUCCAGUUUGGGCUCCUACCAGUCCCUUGAAUCAGCACUUCCUGGAAACAGAAUGGAGACCUGCUUCAAGGACUAAAGUCACAUUAGUUAAGCAACUCAAAGGCUCGGGGUCAGCUUCUAGCGAUUUGAUGGAAGAAAAAUAUGGAAAGGAAAUGCCUCCCAGUCACUCAUCUGGACUUCUCAGAUUAAAUUGUGGGGGAUUUAGGAGUCUGGACUUUGGGGAUCUCUCAAUUCUCUUCUUGUGAUUCUGUCAUUUUCACUCCCUUCCUGGCACUGGCGAAGGCCAAAAGACUGAAAAGAACUUCACCAGAAAGUGAAAAAAGCCGAAGAAUCAUGUUGAACUUGAGAUGUCAGUUUGGCAGAAACACUUUUAUAUGAAUAGGGCACUUUCUGCCCUUUAUUUGUCUCUUUGCCAAGCUAAAGUCUGCAUCGCCCUCAAGGCCUAACUCAAGACAUUGCUUCCGCGAAGCUUCCCCCCACCCUGACUCCACCUCCAGUGAACUUUUCUGCCUUUGGGUUAUCUCAAGCAUGGAUGUCUCACAUGAUUGCGUGCUUCUAGAAUGUCUCCUAAGUGUUCCAUGUUUUGUAUUUGUGGGUGUCUUGUUUGCCUUUGUAGACUGCUAGCUUCUCAAAAGCGAGCGCCAUUGCUUCUGCUGCUUCUGUAACCCCCUGAGCCCUCAGCACAAUAAUGGGCACACAGGGGGAACUUGGUAAAAGCUUACAGGUUGGAGCUUACUUGUCUUGACUUGAGGCGACCCAUUUCCAAAAUGGGCUGGUUCAAGCAGCGGUAAGUUUCACUUCCCUGUAGGUUUUUGAGGCUGAAUCAGGACCACUUGGUGGGGGAUGAAGUAGAGGGGGGUGUCCUGUACAAGUAAGGGUUGGAUGAGCUGGCCACUGAGGCCCCUGCCAACUCUGAAAUCUGGUGCGCCUGUGACUUCAGCCAAAUCCUAGAAUUAACUUGUCUUCAAUGGAAGACCUCAGAACUUCUGACUCAUCAGCAUCACAAACUCACCAAAUCCAAAUUGGAACUCAUUAUCUUCUCCCUAAUCCCAUCCUCCUUUGGAAUUUCCUCUCUCAAUCAAAGGUGCCACUAUAUUCCCAGUCCCCAGGUUCAUAAGCUUAGGGUCAACCAUGACUUUUCCCUCCUCCUAUCUCCAGCCCCAUUUUGACUCAGUUGCCAAAUCUUGUUGAUUAUCCCCUCUCCAAAUCAUUUCCACCUAUCCCCCCUCCCUUCAACCACCAUGGCCACUGGACUCAUUACCUAGAGCCUAGGCUCAUGUGAGCCUCCUAAAGGAGCUUCUAGCUUCUGGUCUCUCCUCGCUCCAGUACAUUCCCCUCCACGUUGGCAGAACAAACUUUGUAAAGCAUAGGAGAGACCGCUAAUCCCUUGCUCAAACGUAUAAGCCCCUAAGCUUGGCAUUGAACUCUCUUCACAAUCUCUCUCCAGCUCAACUGCCCUAUUUGCCAAAUGCCAAACCUGGCAUUCUCCUUCCUGCCUCUGUGACUUUGUAUAGGCCACCCCCCAUGCCUGGAGUUCUCUCUCCUCACCGCCACCUCUUACACUCUUCAGCUUCUUUCCAGGCUCAGCUCUUGAGCUGUGAUACGUACCGAUGAUACCUACCCCAGGAUACCUGCUGUUAGUGUUCCUGGACUAGUUUUUGGAGCGUGGGCUCUCUCUCCUCCAAUGACCAAGUAUUUACUUUUCUGUGUAUGUGUCGUGUCCCUCCUGCGGGCAGGGACGCUUUCCUUUUUGGCGCUGGUUUCCAGCCCCUCGAAACGUGCCUGGCCCUCCGUCAUAGGCACUUCCUAAAUGUGUAGUGGUUUUUCUAAGUGGCUCAAUGGAAGAGUUGGUUCAGUCCCUCCUUUGACCGAAACCUUGCUUUUUCCAUAACCGGCACAUUCUCCGGCCGAUGCUGUUGUCCUUUUAGAAGCCCGGCGACAAAGUGCGAGAUGGUGGCCAUCAGCUGUAGUCCUGAUGAGGGUUCUGGGGUUGGAAGCCUCCGAGUGAGCAGAGUGGUCUGAGGGACAAAGUGAUGGAGCUGCUCAUUCGGGGUGUCUUUGCUCAGUGGGAGGGAUGUGGGCUGUUGGGAUAUCCUAGUUGUGAACCACAUAUUGUUUCCAUUAGGGUGACAAUUAGCAUAGAUUUUAUGUAUCUGUUUUAAAUUGAAAGUUGGAAACUAUAAGGAACUUGGCCAGCGAGUCGGGAACCAAGACCCUGUCAUUUGGGAGUACGCUGUGGUGGAGACGACAUACAUACACAGGGCUGAAGUAACCUGAGCAUUUCUGUGUGCAUCCAAGCCUGGCCAAUUGUUGCUAAUAGCAUAGGCGCGACUUCUCCUAAGAUGUGUUUGUCCAAAUCCGCAGAGCUAAACGCUGUUAUUCUGCAGCAGGGUAAUUUUAGAUGGCAAACGAUGUGCUCUUGCUAUAGGACUGCUGUCGUCAAAUUUCUUGGUUGUGCUCUGUAAUUCCAAUAAAGACUAUGACCUACA
Molecule: messenger RNA, 22578 nt
Organism: Monodelphis domestica (gray short-tailed opossum)
Lineage: Eukaryota; Metazoa; Chordata; Mammalia; Didelphimorphia; Didelphidae
Gene: EPDR1
Product: ependymin related 1
Biological process (GO): cell-matrix adhesion
Cellular component (GO): lysosome; extracellular region
Molecular function (GO): calcium ion binding
Source: RefSeq, a predicted model, not a curated record